GGGGCCCACGCGCUCCGGGCCGCUCAGGCUGAGCGAUUUCCCGCCUUUUCUGAGGUUCUGAGGCGGGAGCUAUUGGUUCUUUCUGUUGCCCUCAUAGACCGUAUGUAGCAGUUCGCGUGGGCACAGAGCCCAUGGUUUCCCGCUAGUUCUUCAAAGUAGAUAUUUACAACCAUAACAGAGAAAAUGGAAAAGCAAAAGCCCUUUGCAUUGUUCGUACCACCGAGAUUAAGCAGCAGUCAGGUGUCUGCGGUGAAACCUCAGACCCUGGGAGGAGAUUCCACUUUCUUCAAGAGUUUCAACAAAUGUACUGAAGAUGAUUUUGAGUUUCCAUUUGCAAAGACUAAUCUCUCCAAAAAUGGGGAAAACAUUGAUUCAGAUCCUGCUUUACAAAAAGUUAAUUUCUUGCCCAUGCUUGAGCAGGUUGGUAAUUCUGACUGUCACUAUCAGGAAGGACUAAAAGACUCUGAUUUGGAGAAUUCAGAGGCAUUGAGCAGAGUGUAUUCAAAACUGUAUAAGGAGGCUGAAAAGAUAAAAAAAUGGAAAGUAAGUAUAGAAGCUGAACUGAGACAGAAAGAAAGUAAGUUGCAAGAAAACAGAAAGAUAAUUGAAGCACAGCGAAAAGCCAUUCAGGAACUGCAGUUUGGAAAUGAAAAAGUAAGUUUGAAAUUAGAAGAAGGAAUUCAAGAAAAUAAAGAUUUAAUAAAAGAGAAUAAUGCCACAAGGCAUUUAUGUAAUCUACUCAAAGAAACCUGUGCUAGAUCUGCAGAAAAGACAAAGAAAUAUGAAUAUGAACGGGAAGAAACCAGGCAAGUUUAUAUGGAUCUAAAUAAUAACAUUGAGAAAAUGAUAACAGCUUUUGAGGAACUUCGUGUGCAAGCUGAGAAUUCCAGACUGGAAAUGCAUUUUAAGUUAAAGGAAGAUUAUGAAAAAAUCCAACACCUUGAACAAGAAUACAAGAAGGAAAUAAAUGACAAGGAAAAGCAGGUAUCACUACUAUUGAUCCAAAUCACUGAGAAAGAAAAUAAAAUGAAAGAUUUAACAUUUCUGCUAGAGGAAUCCAGAGAUAAAGUUAAUCAAUUAGAGGAAAAGACAAAAUUACAGAGUGAAAACGUAAAACAAUCAAUUGAGAAGCAGCAUCAUUUGACUAAAGAACUAGAAGAUAUUAAAGUGUCAUUACAAAGAAGUGUGAGUACUCAAAAGGCUUUAGAGGAAGAUUUACAGAUAGCAACAAAAACAAUUUGUCAGCUAACUGAAGAAAAAGAAGCUCAAAUGGAAGAAUCUAAUAAAGCUAGAGUUGCUCAUUCGUUUGUGGUUACUGAAUUUGAAACUACUGUCUGCAGCUUGAAAGAAUUAUUGAGAACAGAACAGCAAAGAUUGGAAAAAAAUGAAGAUCAAUUGAAAAUACUUACCAUGGAGCUUCAAAAGAAAUCAAGUGAACUGGAAGAGAUGACUAAGCUUACAAAUAACAAAGAAGUAGAACUUGAAGAAUUGAAAAAAGUCUUGGGAGAAAAGGAAAAGCUUUUAUAUGAAAAUAAACAAUUUGAGAAGAUUGUUGAAGAAUUAAAAGGAACAGAACAAGAACUAAUUGGUCUUCUCCAAGCCAGAGAGAAAGAAGUACAUGAUUUGGAAAUACAGUUAACUGCCAUUACCACAAGUGAACAGUAUUAUUCAAAAGAGGUUAAAGAUCUGAAAACUGAGCUUGAAAAUGAGAAGCUUAAGAAUACUGAAUUAACUUCACACUGCAACAAGCUUUCACUAGAAAACAAAGAGCUCACACAGGAAACAAGUGAUAUGACCCUAGAACUCAAGAAUCAGCAAGAAGAUAUUAAUAAUAACAAAAAGCAAGAAGAAAGGAUGUUGAAACAAAUAGAAAAUCUGGAAGAAACAGAAACCCAAUUAAGAAAUGAACUGGAAUAUGUGAGAGAAGAGCUAAAACAGAAAAGAGAUGAAGUUAAAUGUAAAUUGGACAAGAGUGAAGAAAAUUGUAACAAUUUAAGGAAACAAGUUGAAAAUAAAAACAAGUAUAUUGAAGAACUUCAGCAGGAGAAUAAGGCCUUGAAAAAAAAAGGUACAGCAGAAAGCAAGCAACUGAAUGUUUAUGAGAUAAAGGUCAAUAAAUUAGAGUUAGAACUAGAAAGUGCCAAACAGAAAUUUGGAGAAAUCACGGACACCUAUCAGAAAGAAAUUGAGGACAAAAAGAUAUCAGAAGAAAAUCUUUUAGAAGAGGUUGAGAAAGCAAAAGUAAUAGCCGAUGAAGCAGUAAAAUUACAGAAAGAAAUUGAUAAACGAUGUCAACAUAAAAUAGCUGAAAUGGUAGCACUUAUGGAAAAACAUAAGCACCAAUAUGAUAAGAUCAUUGAAGAAAGAGACUCAGAAUUAGGACUUUAUAAGAGCAAAGAACAAGAACAGUCAUCACUGAGAGCAUCUUUGGAGAUUGAACUAUCCAAUCUCAAAACUGAACUUUUGUCUGUUAAGAAGCAACUUGAAAUAGAAAGAGAAGAGAAGGAAAAACUCAAAAGAGAGGCAAAAGAAAACACAGCUACUCUUAAAGAAAAAAAAGACAAGAAAACACAGACAUCUUUAUUGGAAACAUCUGAAAUUUAUUGGAAAUUUGAUUCUAAAGCAGUUCCUUCACAAACUAUAUCUCGAAAUUUCACAUCAGUUGAUCAUGGCAUAUCCAAAGAUAAAAGAUACUAUCUGUGGACAUCUGCCAAAAAUACUUUAUCCACACCAUUACCAAAGGCAUAUACAGUGAAGACACCAACAAAACCAAAACUACAGCAAAGAGAAAACUUGAAUAUACCCACUGAAGAAAGUAAUAAAAAGAGAAAAAUGGCCUUUGAAUUUGAUAUCAAUUCAGAUAGUUCAGAAACUACUGAUCUUUUGAGCAUGGUUUCAGAAGAAGAGACAUUGAAAACACUAUAUAGGAACAAUAAUCCACCAGCUUCUCAUCUUUGUGUCAAAACACCAAAAAAGGCCCCUUCAUCUCUAACAACCCCUGGAUCUACACUGAAGUUUGGAGCUAUAAGAAAAAUGCGGGAGGACCGUUGGGCUGUAAUUGCUAAAAUGGAUAGGAAAAAAAAACUAAAAGAAGCUGAAAAGUUAUUUGUUUAAUUUCAGAGAAUCAGUGUAGUUGAGGAGCCUAAUAACAUGAAACUUAUAAUUAUUGUUUUGUUCUUAUUUUAUCUGGAAGUUGAGACUUUUAAAACAUACUUGCAUGAAUGAUUUGUGUUUCUUUAUAUUUUUAGCCUAAAUGUUAACUACAUAUCGUCUGGAAACCUGUCAUUAUAUUCAGAUAAUUAGAUGAUUAUAUAUUGUUGUUACUUUUUCUUGUAUUCAUGAAAACUGUUUUUACUAAGUUUUCAAAUUUGUAAAGUUAGCCUUUGAAUGCUAGGAAUGCGUUAUUGAGGGUCAUUCUUUAUUCUUUACUAUUAAAAUAUUUUGGAUGCAAA
Messenger RNA from Symphalangus syndactylus (siamang), 3452 nucleotides. RefSeq names its product synaptonemal complex protein 1 (gene SYCP1). Gene Ontology annotation, cellular component: transverse filament; male germ cell nucleus; synaptonemal complex. The record is from RefSeq and is a predicted model, not a curated record. Gene Ontology annotation, biological process: chiasma assembly; synaptonemal complex assembly; lateral element assembly. Gene Ontology annotation, molecular function: double-stranded DNA binding. NCBI's taxonomy places the organism in Eukaryota, Metazoa, Chordata, Mammalia, Primates, Hylobatidae.